This is a messenger RNA of Colius striatus (speckled mousebird), 1702 nucleotides long. RefSeq names its product serum response factor binding protein 1 (gene SRFBP1). Gene Ontology annotation, biological process: maturation of SSU-rRNA. The record is from RefSeq and is a predicted model, not a curated record. Bases 190 to 1698 code for a protein of 502 amino acids. Gene Ontology annotation, cellular component: 90S preribosome; nucleus. Lineage: Eukaryota; Metazoa; Chordata; Aves; Coliiformes; Coliidae. The transcript has 10 exons.
GGGGCCGGGGCGCGGCGCGGCACGACGGACGGCGCGUGUAGGGGUCGGCACCAUGGCUCCUGUGCUGAACCUCAACAACGAGCCUGAUACACGUUUAUAAUACUAAUAUUCCUGGUGGAAUCUUUGACAAAUUAGAAGACAAACUAGAAAUAUGAGGUGAAGAACUUCCUUGAGACAAAGGUUGUGAAGAUGAGAAAAGAUGUGAAGAAGGCCAAAGUCCUGACUAUUCGCAGACUAACCAGACACAUUGGGAAAUUAAAGUUGAAAAAGGGUUCAGAAGAAUUGAAAUUAAAGAACCAAAAACGAGUUGAGAGAUUAAUAGAGGAAAUCCAUGCCAUGAAGUUUCAGGAGGAGGUCUCCUCACACUUCCUGGAUACAGUACUCAAGGCUUCUGCCCUAGUGAGGCUUCAUCUAGAGUCUUGUGUCCAGUUUUGCGCUCCUCAGCUCAAGAAGGACAAGGAAUUUCCAGAAAGAUUCCAGUGCAGGAUCACUGAGAUGGUUGGGGGACUGGAGCAUCUUCCUUAUGAGAAAAGGCUGCAGAACCUGGGACUGUUCAGCCUGGAGGAGACUGAAGAGGAAGUAAAGCCAGAUGAAGUUACCAGAUUUGCUCUUAGGACAGAAGUUAAUUUUGAAAGUAUCUGCAGAAAGCCAAAUUGUACUGCAUCUGAGCGAGCCAUUGCAAGACUUGCCACACAUCCAAUCUUGAAACCCAGAUUUGUUGAGCUUAAAGCUGCUGUAAAAGCUUUUAAAGAUGCAAGAAAGAACCCAGACAAAGACACUCCUUCAAAACAGGCCAAGUCAAAAGAAGAGCCUACAUCAGCACAACAUUUCAAUAGCAAUUUGGAUGACGAAGCUGUUAAACUAGCUCAAAAACAACAAGGAUGUGAACGCAAAACAAAAGCGAGUAUGAAAAUAGAAACUGACAGGGUGGCUGAAGAACUUUGUGAGAAUGAACCUAAGCAGAAAACUGGGGAAAUGAAGAAAGCAGAUUCUCCAAAAGAAUCUUCAUUUCAGGUGUUAGAAAUGCAAGCAGCCACUCAGAAUAAAACAGGAAAGAAACUUGACUAUCAAAAAAAAAAAGAAAAUGUGAACAUGAACAAAUUAAAUGCGACAAAAGAAAUAAUUACUGAUAGUGACAGGGAAUGUCCUAAUGAGGAGGAAUACUUUGAUGAUAGUACUGAAGAGAGGUUUUAUAACCAGUCAUCAGAUUCUGACAGUGAUAGCAAUGAUGAUUUCUUCCUUGGCAAAGUAAAAAGAAAGAAAAAGAUAGCAGCAGAUACUGAUCUUUCUUCAGCAAAAGAAAAGGACAGACUUCAGAAAAACGUAGUAAAGAAAGAAAAGAAUGCAGAGCCUGGGACAGUGCAAUAUUCGAUCAUGGAAGAAGGGAAGACACAUGCAAAAGGAAGCAGGCUUGAAUCAGUGUUCUGCAGUUCUUUGUCUUCUUCUAAUCAAAAAUCUCAAAACACAAGAAGAAAUACUAAAGACCAGCCUCUCAAAAAUGGAAAAACAGCUCUUGUUAAAAAGGAACCACAGCUCAAGAAGCAACCAUUUGCAAAAGCUGCAGGUAUUAAAUCUGACAAGAAGAAAGCAUGUUUGGAGCAGCCUCUUCAUCCGUCAUGGGAAGCAAGCAGGAGACGCCGGGAACAAAUGUCUCAAAUUACAGCAUUCCAAGGGAAAAAGAUUAAAUUUGAUUACUAAACUA